Molecule: messenger RNA, 369 nt
Organism: Zingiber officinale
Lineage: Eukaryota; Viridiplantae; Streptophyta; Magnoliopsida; Zingiberales; Zingiberaceae
Exons: 1
Coding region: 1-369 (122 amino acids)
Source: RefSeq, a predicted model, not a curated record
AUGUCCUCUCAUUGGGAGAGACCACAAGGCAGGAAGGUUCAAAAAGAUCAAGAGAAGAAAAAAAUUCGCAAAGAAGAAAAAUCGAAACAACUUGAAGCAAUGGUUGAGCGAAUAACCAAUGACAAGAAGCAACUCCACGAUGAAAAGAUGGCCAAAAUAGAUAUGUUGGUAGAAAUUGAAAAGGAGAAGAUUAAGCUGAAAAUAGAAAUUAAAAAAGAAAAGGUGAAGCAGAAAGAUUGUUUGAUCACGAUGGUUGAGAAAGAAAAAAAUGAAAAGAUUAUGUUGAUGGAUAUUAGUGGAUUGGAUGAAGUGCAACAAGAGUACAUUAUGAAACGACGAUUACAAAUUCUUCAAAAUAUGAAGAAUUGA